Mesorhabditis belari is the source of this 2190-nucleotide messenger RNA. The record is from the annotation of a GenBank genome assembly. Lineage: Eukaryota; Metazoa; Nematoda; Chromadorea; Rhabditida; Rhabditidae.
AUGGCUAAUCUAACCUAUGCCUACCGAAAUGAUCUCGAUGCGAAAACGGGAAAACUAAUUGAAACAGAUUUACCAACUACGUCACAAGACACAUCCGGCUAUUAUGAUGACUUCGAAGGAGUGCUUGUAAAAGGAGAAAAUGGAGAGAUUUAUGCUGCUUUUGAUAAUCAUGCGAGAAACGAUCCGAUUAAUAUGGCCGACGUGAUGGAGAUUGAGAUCACCGAGGCGCCGGAUGGAAUCCAAGCGAUGACCAUUCUCGCACAACGGGGAGCUGGACAACCUUUGGAUUUAAACGACCAAGGCACAGCUGAAAUGGAAGGCGAGCAGGAUUUGGAUGACUUAAUGGGACCGAUUCCUCAAGGUCUAAAGUACAGAAAAAAUCGGCAACGUGGUGGAUGCAAGUGCCCCGAGUGCGGUGAUACUUUCAUUAAUGCAGCUCGUUUGGAGAGACACUUGGCUGUACAUCAGGUCUUUGGCUCAUAUUUGUGUCCACUUUGCGGGAAAACGUACAAGUACGAGUAUAAUUUAUUCUAUCAUUGGCGAAGGACGUGCCGAGAUUUGAAUGAUCUACUUGGAAGCACUGAGGAGAGACGGACAAUGGACGUGAACGCUUUGCGAGCUCUCGUUGACGAGGUUGCCUCAAAAAAAGCCGAGAUUGGUCCAAUCGAUAUUGGGAUUUCGAGAUCGCUUCUCUUUCAAAAUGGUCCAGUUGCAAAGCUGGAGAUUCCGAAAAAUCCGCUAGGACAUCGUGGAACCGCUUGUCAAGCCUGUGGCCUCAUCGUUCUCACUUCACAUAUGGAGAGGCACAUCAGAAUCCAUCGAGGGGAUUUACAACCAGACGAACGGAGCGCAUGUGGAGGAUACUUUUGUGAUCUUUGUGGGUUGAUGUUCCGACAGCACUUCAAUUUGAUUAAACAUUGGAGAACGGCUUGUCCAGAGAUACAGGCAAAUCUCCCAGAGAACUGCGAGCUAACCCUAGAUGAUCGUCAACUAAAAGAAAUGGUGAAAGAAUUGAUUCAAAAAGCGGCCACAAAUCACGUUGAGGAGAGGGAUUACAAACUGCCGAUGAUGAGAAAUCCAUCCGCAUCCGGUUUGGGCUACUAUAAGCGAAAUGAAAUUCUCGAUCAUGACGUGGGCACACUUGCUGAUGAAGAUCAACGAUAUACAGAAGAACAGGGCCUUGUCUUUGCUGACGAUUUCGUCGAUGAGGAUGUGAGUGGUGAAAUGCCGAGCUCGAGUCGGAGUGGUGAGAAAGAGAAAUGGUCAAUGGACUCACAACCUGUUAAUUGUCCCGAAUGCUUUCGAUCAUUUGCGAACGCGGGCCGUCUCGAGAGACACUUGGCGGGUUUCCAUGCAUCUUAUGGCGCACAUCAUUGCAUUCUUUGUGGAAAUCGAUUCAAAUACGAUUACAAUUUGUUGUACCAUUAUCGACACAGCUGCCCGUACACGAGAACGUUCAUCAUGAGAGAUGUUAGGGAACAAAUGGACGCUCAAUCUCUUCGCAAAAUGGUUCGAAAUCUCGCGCAACGUGAAGUGAAGCUGACCCCAACGAUCACCACAUCACAUCGAAUGUUUUGCAGCACGAAAAACCCGAUGAUAAGCAACGAUGAGAUGGUUCGUCGACAAAUGCUGGGCAAAGCCAAUCAUCAACCACCGCCGAUAAUGACCGUUCCAAAGAAUGGACUUACCGGGAAAAAUUGCCCGAUUUGUCAAAUCGUUUUUUACGGAACGGCGAUCGAAUUGCACAUGCGAAGAGCUCACUCAGUCUCUUGGGAAGAUUAUCUGGCACAGAAAGAACGCGAGAGUGCGUACGAGAGUGCGUUUUCAGGUGGAAUGGAGGAAGAAGACGAUGCCGAAGAAGCGCCACCGAAACUCGAGCCGGAAAUCGAUCCAUCUGAACCGACAACCACCGAAAUCUCACAAAAGGAGACGCUAAUAAGUGAAAGCGAAAUCACACAAACGAAAUCCACAAUCAUUCACAUCAAGAAAGUGAAUGGGACAUUUGUGGAAGUGAUGAUCGAAGGAUUCGAAGAGGGCUAUCUGCAAACGCUUAUCGACUCUGGUCAACUCGAGCUCGAGCCCGGGGAUGAAAUCGAGAUUGUUGGAGAAACUGAAGAGACCGAGGGGCCACACGAGGACCAAGAAGUAGGCGUCAUCGAAUACGAAGAUCUACCGCAAAAUGAUGAUUAC